GAUUGGUCGCGCAGGCGCAGGGAAGGAUCCGUUUUGGCGGGCGGUUGGCGUUGCGCAGAACGCGGCGGCAGCGGCGGCCUGUGGUCCGGCCUCACCACCGAGGAACAGGGGAGACGUUAGCGUGUGUGAUCGGUCUCGAUCCCGGAGGAUGGCUUUAGCUGAUCAUCGUACUAAUGGGAAGGAGUCCAGGUCAUCCUGAGAAGAGUUGGCUUGUGCAGAGUCCAGGACGCAGAUUUGUUGGAUUUCUGAACCCGGUGGCCUUAGUCUUUCAGGUGGAACAGCGUGAGACAUGGGAAAGAAAACCAAGCGGACAGCUGACAGUUCUUCUUCAGAGGAUGAGGAGGAGUACGUCGUGGAGAAGGUGCUAGACAGGCGUGUGGUUAAGGGGCAAGUGGAAUAUCUACUGAAGUGGAAAGGCUUUUCCGAGGAGCACAAUACUUGGGAACCUGAGAAAAACUUGGAUUGCCCUGAGCUAAUUUCUGAGUUUAUGAAAAAGUAUAAGAAGAUGAAGGAGGGUGAAAAUAACAAACCCAGGGAGAAGUCAGAGGGUAACAAGAGGAAAUCCAAUUUCUCAAACAGUGCUGAUGAUAUCAAAUCCAAAAAAAAGAGAGAGCAGAGCAAUGAUAUCGCUCGGGGCUUUGAGAGAGGAUUGGAACCAGAAAAGAUCAUUGGGGCAACAGAUUCCUGUGGCGAUUUAAUGUUCCUAAUGAAAUGGAAAGACACAGAUGAAGCAGACCUGGUUCUUGCAAAAGAAGCUAAUGUUAAAUGUCCACAAAUUGUGAUAGCAUUUUAUGAAGAGAGACUGACGUGGCAUGCGUAUCCUGAGGAUGCGGAAAACAAAGAGAAAGAAACAGCAAAGAGCUAAAGGAGGGGGUGGUCUCUGCCAUUUCUCUUUGUACAUAAUACAUUCACCUCCCUGCCUCCUCUCCCUCUACCCACCCCCUUCUAUCCUAAACACAUCCAUAAAAAAUGUGCUUAUCACUGUGCUCCACAGGAGAAAUGUUGGUAUUGGUUCUCUUGUAACAUAACUGAUGGUCUGAUUCAUGAUAAGUGUCUCUCUGUGAAGACCAGGCAUUUACAUACUGUGUGUAAUUCUCACCAUUUUUUCCUUUGCCCUGCUCUCUUCCUUCUGCUCCCCUGUGACCUCAAGAUGAGUUUUAACUUUUUAAUCACCUUAGAGUCUUGAUCUUUUCAGGGUUGGUCGCUUUUUAGUGGGGGAUUUUGUUAUAAUGAUGCUGGAUUUUGGUUUCUUUCUUUGGCUCUUAGAACAUGUUGAUGACCAGCUAGGCUUUGUUUUGAGAUGUUGGGUUGGAAAAGAUUGGCUUUUUAAAAAGCCAAUAGCAACUGCCUACCUGUUGGGGCUUUCCCAACCUCAUUCAGCUCUACCCAGGAGAAUACAGGGUUCCUCGUGUGGUCUUCUGGGCCACCCUCUGUUGUUCAUCCUCACCCAUCCUCCCAGAAUAGCUCCAUCCUUUGGAGGGCUUGAAAUUUUACAUUCAGAUUUGUCAAGGCACUCCUUUUAGCCCCAGGACUUUUGGCCUUGUUUCUUAGCAAUCCCUGGUUCUGCUCCUGCAAGUUGGUGUAGUCUGUCAUAAAAUGACAAGAUUAUUGACUGUGGAGAUUUGUAGCUAUUAGUACAUGAGGAUGACGGGGUAGGAUACAAUUGUCUUUAUUAUCACAUAUGGUAUAUAUGUAUUAUUUCCUUCCAUCCCUCCCAUUUGGAUUAUCUAUUUAUGUAGGUGUGAGUGACUGCCUGGUGCUUGCUUGUGCCAAGGUGCUAGGCACCCUCCAGCCCUGCCAACUUUUGUGGCCUCCCAAAGCAUUCCUGUUACCAAAGAGGCUUCAAACCUGACCCUCACUUCUCAGUGGACCCAAGUUUCCCUCCAUGCCAUUAUUUUCAGUGGGGAAUUCUUAGAGGGGAGCCAUUGGCCACAGUAUCAAUUUUAAAUAUUCAUAGUGUUUAUAAUCAUAAAUUUCCUGCUUUGAUGACUCCUGGAUUUGCCACCAAGAGUCCCCAAAGUAUUAAUGCUCUUCCCUUUCUCCACCCUCAAACUCUUAGUUGUAUCUUUUUUUUUUUUAAUGCAUUUCCAUGGAAGACUAUCAACUUCAGAGAGUGACAGGCCCCGGCAGUAGCAUGUUGACACGACCUCUCCCUACUCAGCAAAAUACUUCCCUUUUGGCUUCUUCCUGCUUUACCAUUAUAUUGAGAGAUUAUUUUUCUGAUUAUAUUCUCUGCCUUUGUUCCCCAAGAAACGCCCUACUUCUCGUUACCCCUUUUUUCUUGUAGUUGAAGGGAGCUAGAGAAUCAAGACUAAAAGUAAGGAAAUAACAGGGUUUUGAGCAUCCUUGUCCCAGCCCAAAGCUGAGGAGAUAAGAAUAAAUGCUUGAAAUAGCCUUAACUCUAGAGUUCACCAGCCAUUGAGGUUUUUGUGGUUGCUUUUGAUUUUUAAAACAUAUAGCUGUCUGGCCAGGAGCAUUCAACCAUUUCUAGAUUAUUCAGAGUAACAAGGGGAAUGGAGAGAUUGCUCCAGUCCACAGAUGAGCCGAAUAAUAUGCAAAUCAUAUACCCAUUCAUAGCAUUUGUUAACAUUGCUUCCCUGCUCAGCUGCUGAUUGAAUUCUGUGUGGUUGUAUAAAUUAUGUCAAAAAUUGUACUGCACGGUUGAGAAGACAGCUGUUGCUGCGGUGACAUGACAGACUGGAACAAUGAAGCUUUUGGUUUCAGCCAUCCAGGAAAAUCCUUCUGAAUGGUAAUGUGAUUGGGUGAGAACUCAUAACCCAUACUCAAGUGGGUAGGGGUUUUAUCUCCAUCUUCCUUAACUCUCUGAAGGAAUUAAAGGCCUAGAUCAAGUGCUGGAUAGUUGACAGUUGUUAGUACUUAAUCUGAUGGGCAUCUGAAAGAAAGGAUAGUCAGAAAAGAGAUUUUUCAUACAAGUAACUAAGGAUAUCCAUUAGGGUAUACUAGAAUAGGACAGAAGUAGGCCAGAGCCACUGAGGAGGUGAUCCGGGUCUCUAAGUUUGCAGGUGGAGAAAAUGACAGCUUAUCCAUGUAGCCAGAGUGUGUCUCCCAGGAGCAGUGGGUAUGUAAGCAAAGUACAGUGACCAUAUUUUUAGAGCCCAAAUCUAGCCUGUGGACAAAGAACACGACCGAAGUAUUUGGUACUAAGAUUGGUCUUGAGAAACGUGGGACACAUGGUUGCCAGGGUUAUAGGUAAUACGUAAGGCAUUCAUCAAAAUCUGAUUUCUUUUAACAAAAAAAACCCCAGUAUCAUCUACUACUCAUCACCCCUUUAAUACUUCAGUCUUCGCUCCAUUCAUCUUUUUCUGUCCACAGUUCACUGAUUCAUGGUCUUGUACUGAGUGCUGCCCAAACAACUUGUUCUCUCCCUGCCUACCCACUGCUACUUCUGUAGGAACGGAGGGAGCCAGAGGCCAAUACUGAUCUCAGCCCUCAGCAGAAAGCAGACGGAUGCCUGCCUGUUCCUUUGAGAUUUGUUAGUGCUGAGUAAGCUGUCCAGGCCCUUGGAGGAUUGCAGCCUCAAAGAGAAACCUGCAUUCAUGGGGCUUUCUCUUCUCAGAAGAGUUAGUGGCCCUGGGCUAAGCACUCUUAAACAUCUAGGUCUCAGGUGCUCAAAGUAUAUUUUUCCUAUGUUAAGUCCUCUUUCAAAACAUCUUUCUAAUGCUGAAUGUUUUCUUGUAAUCAGCAUUCAAGGAUUUAUCUUUCCUGAGAAUGUAGCAGAGCUUUGACCAGCAGAGUCUACCAAGGUCAGCAUAGCUGCUUUUCUGAGCCCUGGGCUGGGCGGAUCCCCUCACAUUAAGAUCAGCUGUUAGAGAACGUCAACCCUGAUGGAAGCACCCAUUUUUAACCUGGAGAGAGCUAUAUCAUUUUUCCUCCUGCAGUCCAGUUUUCAUCUGCUCAAGGGAGCAUUUGGACCUGUGGUGUUCCUUAGUGCUCGAAAGUCUAUGGUCCUUGGCUGGCCCCCAGCCAUAUAUCCGUACUACUUUUUUUUGUUGAAGAAAAGUUGGUCUUGUUCCUGUAGUUCCUGCAGUUUUAGAUUCUUCUUAACUUAACUCUUCGUACUUAUGCUGUAGCCUCCCCGCAAUCCAAUUUCCUUAUCUUUAGGCCAAAUCCUUUGGCCUCAGGGAAGGUGCCUGUGAUUUUCAUCUUGUGGUUUUGUCUGAUCUGUGUGUAGCCCAACUUACCUAAGGUACAGUGAGGGAUCAGAGGGAUCCCUGUUUGGGCUGGGGAGUGAUUGUUUUUGCCCUUAGGGUUCAAAUUUGAGGGCCUAAGAUAAGUUUGCAGUGACCUGAGAACUUCAGGAAGGGUUCUAUCAUUAGAUUUGAAAUGUGGAAAUGGUUUCUCACAAAUUAGGUCAAAGGAAAAGCUCAUUUUGCACCCAUGACUCCAUCCUUUUGGUUUAGGUUUUUAGAGUGUUGAGAUCUGUACCUUUGUAAUUAGACCACCAAGCAAGCAUACCUGUGUCAGGGCAGAGAGGGGAAAGGUCUGGACCCAGUGUAUUUCAGUUUCAUUUUGGCUUUACCACUAAUCAUAAAAGUUACAUUUUCAAAAAUAGAGAUGUUACCAGCCUUGCCCCCAAGAGCACAUGCUCAGAAUUGCCACCCCCCCCACCCCCAACUAAUCAUGGUGGAUUUGUAUUGAGCCAUCCACAUUCCAGCCACCUUAGUGUAAAUCAACAUGCAUUUCAUUCAACGGACAUUUUUUGGCCCUGGGGAUACCAAGUUCAAAAAGAUGCAGUCCCUGACCUCAAAGAAUUUUCAUACAGGUGUGGGAUGAACUAUUAAUAGUUCAUUGUAAUAAAUGCUACAAAUAGGCACACAUUUUAUAUUAGAGCUCAGAGACAACUAACUGGUUGGUAUGGUUUGUGGCCCUAAAGUAGGAGGGUGACAACUGGUUCGUGUGUAGAAAAGACAUGACCUUGGAUGAAUUGAACUAACUGGCCACAGAUAGACCACAACAAGGGGCUGUUUUAUUCUAGAAAAUAAAGAUAACAGGUUUGGUUAGAGAUGCUACUACGACAGAAAGGUGAGUGGAGGUUGAGAACCCCUGGCUUCAGUCCCUAUUUGAGGCUCUUUGCCACAGUAUUUAACGGUAGUUAAUCCCUGCUUGUGGAAAGUAUUAACUAUGUUGCAGAUCCAGUUACGUGUUGUUACUUUAUUGUGGGUUCUGUAAAAUGUAUUCCUUGUGGAUAUUUUAUCAGUGUUGCUCACACCUUUUUUUUCAGUUUCUCAUCCCUUUUGAAGGAAUUAACAUGAGGCUGGCUUGAAGCCUAAAACAGGGACAUACUUUCCAAUGACAAGAUUCGCAAAAAAAAAAAAAAAGGCUUGGGACACGUAACACCUGGGCAUCUAUUCUGGGCAGUGUAGUUUUAUUUAACACCUCAAGAUGGUGAUUUCUAAGCAGAGACUUGUGUCAAUUAUGUGGAAACCUCUCCCAGAAAUACACAUGACCCAGAGUUUCGGAUUUAAUCAGUCUAGGGAGGUCCAGGGUGAGGCCUAACCCUGUUAAGAAACAGUCUGACUUUAAGAAAUGUCCUAGUUCUGACCAUGUGACCACAGGAAAAAUGCUACUUUUCUCUGCCUGCAUAAUUGAGAGUUGGAUAAUUGAAAGCUUACUAAAGUGUGAAGGUUCUUUGGAUACCUUCAUAAAAAUUCUAGUUUCUUUUUGCUUGCGCUGGAUUUCUUGGAUUUUAAACUACCUCAUCUCGUCUUUUUCGAGUUACUUCAGCUUGUCGUUGCCACUUGAACAUCAUGCUUGACUGUGGUGGUUUUCUAAGAUGGAAUGUUUCCUAUUCGUUGAGAGCAUGUUUUCUUGCCUUUUAUCCUGAUACGCAUUUCACCUAACAUCAUCUCAUUUUGCUCCUCUGUCAGAGAAAUAUUUUAAGAUAGUUUAAAAUCUUGGUUCAUGGGAAGAAAGUGACCCUCCAAUGCUCUAUUUGUCUCUGAGGUCAGUGAGAGAAGGAGUUAAAACAAGGUGGUGGGGGAAGGGACAGAACCUGCACUGGAGGCAGCCGACAGGGGAAGAGCCAUUAAUUAAAACAAUUUCAAAGUCAACUGAUUGUGAUCAUUAAUGUCACAAUAGAUCAAAACCUAAUUAUCACUGCCUAGGUAAGAGCCAUCAGUAUUAAUCAGAAAAUCUAAUAGGAAACUAUUAUCAAGAAAUUAGGCCAAAUUGAAUGCAAUGAACUUCUUGCCAUUCUCUCUCCUCUCCUUUUCUUUUCUUUUCUCUCGUUUCUUUUUUUUUAAUUUGGCGAUGUCCCCUGGCAUUGGCAGGUGUGACCCUCAGUUGACUCAGGCCCCAGUGGCCAGCUUGUCAUGCUUUUUGAGAAAUUCCACCACAGACUGAACCUGAACUGUCGCUGCUGUUUUAAUCAGUCUUGAACUUUCUCAUCACCUGGUCUUACCCAGUGUGAUCAGCCGUCAGUGAAAAAAGGUUUAUAUUUAGGUCUUGGAAUGGUUGGUCCUUCCUGGAACUAGAGCGUCCCUGGUGAACGUUAUACUGUGUGUGCUGAUAAGUCAUUCUUCGAGCUUCUGAGGUGCGUAGGGUCCUGUUGCUCUGGUUACUGCAAGUAGAUAUGGAGGAAAGGAGGGGCUUCCUGCCUGGAGAUCCUUCCAGAAGACCUUAGAAGAUAGAGUUUCAUCGUGUCACGGCCCUUUUAAGGCUCAAGUCACUGUUUUGCAGUUUCCAGGAGCUUUAGUAUUUGAUUGUAAACCAGGACUGGCUGUGGGUUUAGUUUUUUUCCCCUUAGUUUUAGGGUAAGGGUCAUAGUGAUUUCUACCAGAAUCCAGUGUAAAUCCAAAGGAGGGGGGAAAAUGUUUUUUCUUUUGCCUUUCUUUUGUUAAAGAUUUAUGCCUCUGGCAGGAGGUAAGAAUAUUACAAGUGUCUUCUGACUAGUUAUAGAGAUCACUUUAUACCCUCUCCCUGAAUGGAAAAGUAAGUGUCACCGUCUAUAUCCUUAACUGUUUUUGAAGAUACUGCAACUCCUGAGGUUGAGCUGAGGCAGAAGGGGUGGAAAGAUGCUGGCCUUGGGUAUUGUGGGGAGGGAUGAGUGGCAGCAGGGGGUGUUUGGUGGUGCUGGGGUUCCUAGCUUAGCCUGUAGAGAAUGUUGCUGCUGCCACCGCAGUUGCUGGCCUUUCCCCACCAACCUUGGAGCUCAGAGCACUACCCAGACCACCACUGAGGGAGUUGUUCUUAGCUUUCUGCUUGAGUGUGGUCUUGCUUCACUCUGAAUUUUAGGAAUUUGGGUUACUCAGUAUAGAACUUUGAGAAAUUGGUGUGACUUAGUCCUUCACCUCUUAGGGUAAAGUGAGUAUUUCUUUACAAAAGAAUUCAUGCCCUUAAUGUUUAAAAUGUAAUUUUAUUUUCAAGACACCCAUUAACACAUGACUUUCAGAAGCAGCUUGUUUCUUCUCCAAGGUUCCUUGCAUUAUGCUAGAUAAAUAAUGGGCCAUCAGUUAAUACUUGUGGGUUGAUUGAGUUCAUCUGGUUUGCAGGGUGAGGUGUGCUACCGGCUUCCUUUUGCUCCCAGGUGCGCUCUAAGAUGUAAAAUGCUCCGGGGAGUGGACAGGAAUUGAGUGGAUGCUGACUAUGGUGCCAACCUCCUCAACUGAUUCAUAAUGGCUGACCUUGGGCAAGUCACUCCUUUCAAUGCCUCAGUUCCCCAUCUGUCAAAUGGGGGUAAUAAUACUGACCUACCUCACAGGGGUGUUGUGAGGCAUUGUAAAUCGAAGCUGAUAGAAUACUUGAGGGUCCUCGACGGAGGAUGCCCUGAGCCGGUGUCUAGGCCUGCCAUAGGCUUUUGUCCUCACUGAGCUGUCCCAAGGUUGGAACUACUUAGUGACCUUGGCAAAUUCUCUGCCCCCCCACCCCUCAUCAAAGCUGCUAGUUCAGAUGUUGACAGUGUUUCCAUGAAUGUUGAAGUCUUAAUAGUCCAGACUUAACUUAGGAUGUUACGGGGGAAGGCACUUAGUAUAUUUUAUGUCUUGCAUCCACAAAGAGAGGCUGUUUGAGACCCAAGAGCAUUGCAUUAGGGAAUCAGGGAUGCUGCUGCUUUCUCUGCUGGUUGGGAGUUAAGGUCCCAUACCCCGUGGGCUUGGAACAGACUUGGGUUGUCUCAGGAGCAAAGCACACACAGUGGGUUUGAUUUAUAUCUUGGCUUGCUGCUCCCUGAACUGAUCCCAGGAUGGCUGGGUCACUUCACCCCUUCGUGGUAUCUGUACCCGAGCCUUUGCCUCCCCAUAGGAACCAGCUGGUUCAAUAAACAUAACCACUUCCUCCAUCCCCCACCAAAAAAGAGCCACAUUGGAAAAUUGUUUUUCUAGAGAUAAGCUUAACACUCAGAAUUGGGCACUGAUGCUCCUGAAAGCUUCAUCCAGUUUCCUGUAUUCAGCAUCUGUCAUCUCUUUCUCGGUGUCCACUGCCUGAACCUGACUUUGACCUUUUUUCCCUCUGGUUUGGGAAAGCUUUGGACACUUUGUAUUUGCCCAGGUGUGGGCCCAAGAGCCUUGCUCUCCAUCUCAGUUUAGGGGCUCGGCUGGCUCCUCCUCCCAAUAGGGCUCUUUCUCCUUUCCCUCUCCUUGGCCCUAGAUGUGUAACCCCUGAAAAAGCACAAGGUCCUGGCCCCUUGCUGCGGUCACAUUCUGGUUCUCAGUGUUUAGCGGACUCUGCCCCUCUGUUCACUGCGCUGGCGGCACCAGGCGGUUCUGUGGAGUCCUGGAGGAUGGAGAGAGCACAGUCGGCCAUCCUGCCAAGUAGCCAGGAGUUGAUUUGCCCAUGGCCACGGGCCUUCUCACCCCUUCCCACAGGAUGGGAUCUGAGAGACUCCAGAGGCUGGGUUUCCUUCAGCACUCGGUACCAUCCUGAGUAGCAAAACAAGUCACACUUUGUAGCCAGAUUUCUGAAUGGAAAAAUGGGAAAUUGAAUUCUCUAUGGACCUUUUUGGUUUGUGGGGGAGUUUUGGUUGUGUUUCUUGGUUUUAUUUCAGCCAAACAUGUCUGCUUUUGAUUUUUUUUUUUUUUAGGAUAAGUGAUAUAUAUAUAUAUGUUCGCCUUUUAAAUGUAAAUGUUUAAAAGUAGGCAAUUUAUAUGUUUCCACAACUGACAUCUGAUGCAGACCUCAUUCUCUCCCCCUCUUCCACUCUCCUCUUUUCCCUCUUUUCAUACUCUUGUAUUGGUUCUAAUAAAUGGUUGCUUUUCAAA
Molecule: messenger RNA, 9215 nt
Organism: Balaenoptera musculus (blue whale)
Lineage: Eukaryota; Metazoa; Chordata; Mammalia; Artiodactyla; Balaenopteridae
Gene: CBX5
Product: chromobox 5
Exons: 6
Coding region: 290-865 (191 amino acids)
Biological process (GO): negative regulation of transcription by RNA polymerase II; chromatin organization
Cellular component (GO): nucleus; pericentric heterochromatin
Molecular function (GO): chromatin binding
Source: RefSeq, a predicted model, not a curated record